Molecule: messenger RNA, 1137 nt
Organism: Dromaius novaehollandiae (emu)
Lineage: Eukaryota; Metazoa; Chordata; Aves; Casuariiformes; Dromaiidae
Gene: XKR9
Product: XK related 9
Biological process (GO): engulfment of apoptotic cell; phosphatidylserine exposure on apoptotic cell surface; apoptotic process involved in development
Cellular component (GO): plasma membrane
Source: RefSeq, a predicted model, not a curated record
AUGAUGAAAUUUACUAAGCAGGAUUUUAAUUUUUUAGUUGGUGGAAUUAUAAUUCAUGUAGUUGAUAAUGGAGUGGAUUUCUGGGUAGCUAGUAAAUAUUUCUGUGAGGGACAAUAUUCUUGGGGUAUAUUGAUACUGCGUUUUAGAGGUCUCUCAUCAGUAGUGACUCAGUUAUUCAGUUAUGAGUGGUUUAAAAAUGGCUGGGAAAAUCCUGAUCCUGAGAAGCUGAAAUGGAUCUUUCUAGUUCAUUUCUUUCACUAUGGAAUUUUUAUAAGGUAUUAGUUUGCUUUGAAAUAUGGCUGCCAGGCUGCAUUUAAACAAAACAGCAAUGGAGAUGUAUCAGAAACAGACCGUCCCAAUUUCAUUCAUAAACAAGCCACUGAUAUAAUGACUGAUAUUAGCAUGCUCAAGGCACUCAAGACUUUUCUCAAGACCACAUCUCAGCUCUUUGUCCGGAUUUACAUCCUUGUGGAACGACACAGUUUCUGUCAAUAUGCUGCCAUUAUCAUGUCUUUUUGUGGCAUCUUCUUUUCAAUGGUUGAUUAUCAGAUAUCAUUACGAAAAUCUCUGCCUGAUAAAGAUGAAUUUCAUGUGCUACCCAAGUUAGUAUAUCUCUUAUAUAAACUGCUUACAAUCACUUCUUGGAUACUCAGUAUUUCACUGAUCACUCUUCUAAGUGUCAGAAGUUCUGUAUUUCUGCUAAUACUCAUUUGGAGCUGUGGCUUUUGCUGGACUUUGAAACAACACACAACGUUUUGCAAAUCUAAGGUGAUGGAAUACCUGUACAGAGCUGUUGUUGGAAUCAUUCUCAUUUUUACCUUCUUUAACAUAAAGGGAAGAAAAACAAAAGCUCGCAUUUCUGUUUAUUAUGCUACUCACACCCUUGUAACUCUAGGUAUUUUGUUUGUAUAUUUGUUUUGGAAACCUUCCAUUACCAAGGAAAUGUAUUUUACAAUUGUGGGCAUCCUAACUAUUCUCAGUCUGGUGUUAGGUAUUAUUUUUCUUAUUGUUUAUUAUAGGCAUUUUCAUCCCACUGCUUAUUGCAGACAACAGACAUGCUCAGGUGAAGCUGACGGAGUUGCAGGAGAGAAAGAUAGAGUGGAAGUUGGUAGAUUUCAAAAUUUCGUAAUGCAAUGA